CUCUCUUACACCACACACUGACAACAUGCUGGGGACCCUCUGCACUCUCAUCACUGCUCUAACAUAUGUUGAUGCAGCGAUCGUGCUGACCCAGACGCCUGCUGUCCACACAGUUUCUGCAGGACAAGAGGUUGUUCUCAGCUGCAACAUUCAGAGAUAUGAUGGCUAUUAUGUGUACUGGUAUAAACAGGUUCCUGGUGGGGUUCCUCAGUAUGUUCUGUGGUUUGACUACAGUGACAGUUCUCUAGACUUUGGAACAGGAUUCUCUUCAGACCGAUUUCACUCUAAAUCCUCAUCAAACAUAGAUUACCAGUUCAUUAUAAAGCGAGCAGAGGCAGGAGAUUCUGCUCAGUAUUUCUGUAGCACAUAUGAUGACUCUGCUGAUGAACAUGUAUUCGGACAAGGCACCAAGCUGAUUGUGGCGGACUCCAGUCUCCCUCCUCCUGUCCUGACUGUCUUCCCUCCGUCCAGCGCUGAGCUCCAGACCAACAAAGCCACUCUGGUCUGUCUGUCCAGUCAGUCUGUGCCUUUUGCAGAUGUGACCUGGUUGCUUGGCGGGAGUCCAGUGAGCAGCGGAGUCUUCACCAGCGCUGCUGCUCACCAACCGGACCAGACUUUCCAAAUCAGCAGCCAUCUGAGCGUCCAGACGUCAGAUUGGAACCAGGAUAAGCUUUACACGUGUAAAGUGUCGCUGGGCUCCCAGACGUCAGAGAAAACCAUCCACAAGUCGGUCUGUCCCACUGGAGAAUAACAGAGGAGCAGAGUGACCAUUUAAAACCUGCUUCUUCUUCUGUUUGUGCCGUUUGCUCAUCAAAAUGUGUCUGCUUGUAAUAUACCUGAUGACCAUUAGGUAGCGCUGUUGUAUCAGCUUUGAAUCGCCUACUUGCAGACUCAAUAAUAAUAAAAAAAAAUCAUUGCUAUCAAAAUCUUGUGUUUGUAAUGCUUAUCUGGGACAUAUGCAUAUGUUUGUUUUUAAUUGUGUUCAUGGAUCGAGUGGCUUAUUAAAUCAAAAUCCAUCA
Solea senegalensis (Senegalese sole) is the source of this 1019-nucleotide messenger RNA. RefSeq names its product immunoglobulin lambda-1 light chain-like. The transcript has 4 exons. The coding region runs from base 26 to 751 and encodes 241 amino acids. The record is from RefSeq and is a predicted model, not a curated record. Lineage: Eukaryota; Metazoa; Chordata; Actinopteri; Pleuronectiformes; Soleidae.